AUGAUGUUAUUCAAAAUUCUAUUUAUCGUUGGUGGUCUUGUUCUCAUGGUCAAUGCCAGGUGCGACCUUACAGAUGAUCCGUUGGAAUUAAUUGAAUGUCUAUCUCAUCUCAGCACGAUGUUGCUCGGAUUUGCCAAGAACGAUAUCAGUAGAGUAUGUCGAUCCACUUCGUUGAUAGCACAGUGUGCUCAAGGUCAUCUCUCAGAAUGUGUUGGACAACAGCUAGGCAUUGCCGCAUUUAAUGAAAUUAAGCAUUUGGCACUGAAUUGUUGUCCAGAUCGCAACAGUGCAAACUGUUCUAUUCGAGACUCGACAUUGAAAGAUCAACGUUGUUUUGCAGCCGACUCUCUUGUCACCUUGCCCAAUGGACAACACAAGUCCAUUACACAACUACAAUCAGGUGACACAAUUCUCGCCUACGACGAUAGAACAAAACAACUCAUCCACACCCACCUCAUCACCAUGCUCGAUUUCCAACUACACCGGUUCGCCUUAUUCAAGCAGCUCACAACUCUCUCUGGUCGACAACUAUCACUCACUUCAUCUCAUCUUCUUCCAACUAGUGAACAAACCUAUGUCAUGGCCAAGAAUCUUCGCAUUGGCAUGGACAUCUAUGUCAUGAAUGAUGAAGGUGUGCUGAUGAGUGAAACAAUAACAAAUAUAACAGAUGUUGUGAAACAAGGAUACGUUGCUCCACUGACUGCAGAAGGUACACUGAUAGUGAACAACAUCGCCAGUUCGUGUUAUGCAACGAUCAAUAGUCAUCAUGUUGCUCAUGCUGCAGUGGCGCCGAUGCGAUGGUGGUAUCGUUUAUUCGGAAUGUCGUGGAAGGGAUCGGAAGAAGGUGAAGGAAUACACUGGUUUGCAAAAAUGUUGUAUGAAAUAGCUGUAUUCAUUGUUCCAUCAAUCAUACACUAUUGA
This is a messenger RNA of Adineta ricciae, 921 nucleotides long. Lineage: Eukaryota; Metazoa; Rotifera; Eurotatoria; Adinetida; Adinetidae. The record is from the annotation of a GenBank genome assembly.